This is a messenger RNA of Huiozyma naganishii CBS 8797, 2334 nucleotides long. It is a transcript of the gene RAD16, whose product is annotated as DNA repair protein RAD16. Lineage: Eukaryota; Fungi; Ascomycota; Saccharomycetes; Saccharomycetales; Saccharomycetaceae. Bases 1 to 2334 code for a protein of 777 amino acids. The record is from RefSeq and is a predicted model, not a curated record. The transcript has a single exon. Gene Ontology annotation, molecular function: ATP binding; ATP-dependent chromatin remodeler activity; metal ion binding.
AUGCAAGAAGGUGGGUUUAUCCGGAGAACAAGAAGUGGGCGUAGCAGAGCAGCUAAGGCCAAGGUUAACUACGUAGAAAUCAACGAUUUUGAGAACGAAGAAGAUGACGCUACUUUGAAAUUAGAGAAAACACCGGACAAGCAUCUCAACAUAAGUGACGAUUACAAUGACGAUGAGGACUAUCUUGAAGAUGACACGGAUGUGGCUCCUGUAAAAGAGGAGGAAGAAAAGGAAUUAGUGGGUGUCAAAAAUGAGGUUGAUGAAUUACAAAUCACAGAGGUUGGUGAAAGUGAUGACGACGAAGCUUUGUCGAAAAAGAGGAAGGCCCCAGCGAAAAGGGCAAAAUCGACAAAGAAGAGAAAAGCACCCAAGAUCACACCGUAUGAAAGAAACACUCAGAGACUGUUCGAAAAUCAUCCGGAGUUAAAGGACGUCUUCCCUGAUUUGCAAAAUUCACCAGCCUAUACUCCGAUUAGAUCGAACCAACCAGAAGGUAUGAGUAUUAAACUAUUACCCUUCCAGUUGGAAGGUUUACACUGGCUCUUGGAACAAGAAGCGGGUAAAUACGCUGGCGGUGUCCUGGCAGAUGAAAUGGGUAUGGGUAAGACCAUACAGACAAUUGCACUUUUGAUGGCGGAUGUGACCAAGAGACCAUCAUUGGUCAUUGCACCCACAGUAGCGCUAAUACAGUGGAAAAACGAAAUCGAUCAGCACACGAACGGUAAGUUGAAAGUGUACGUCUAUCACGGCGCCACAAGGACUAAUAAGAUUGCGGACAUUUCGGAAUUCGACGUUAUCCUAACAACAUACUCGGUUAUUGAAUCGGUAUACAGGAAACAAAAUUAUGGGUUUAGAAGAAAGUCUGGCUUGGUCAAAGAAAAAUCUGUGUUGCAUAAUAUCAAUUUCUACAGAGUGAUCCUUGAUGAGGCACACAAUAUCAAGGACAGACAAAGUAACACCGCAAGGGCUGUCAACGUGAUCAAGACAGAGAAAAGAUGGUGUCUCAGUGGUACCCCACUGCAAAACCGAAUUGGUGAAAUGUACUCACUGAUUAGGUUUCUGAACAUAGAACCAUUUUCCCAAUAUUUCUGCACAAAGUGCGAUUGUGCCUCAAAGGAAUGGAAAUUUUCUGAUAAUAUGCAUUGCGACCGUUGUAACCAUGUUAUCAUGCAGCACACCAAUUUCUUCAAUCAUUUUAUGUUGAAAAACAUUCAAAAAUUUGGUGUUGAGGGGCCAGGAUUGGAAUCGUUCAUGAACAUCCAAACACUUCUUAAAAAUAUAAUGUUACGAAGGACUAAAGUGGAACGUGCCGACGAUUUGGGGUUGCCUCCAAGGAUUGUUACCGUUAGACGUGACUGUUUCAACGAAGAAGAAAAGGAUCUGUACAGAAGCUUGUACAGUGACGUUAAGAGGAAGUACAAUUCCUACGUAGAGGAAGGUAUUGUGUUGAACAACUAUGCGAACAUUUUCUCGCUGAUCACAAGAAUGAGACAGCUGGCUGAUCAUCCGGAUCUUGUUUUGAAACGUUUCAGGAAAAGUGACCCUAGUGUCUCUGAUGUUAUAAUAUGUGAAUUAUGUGAUGAUGAAGCAGAGGAACCAAUAGAAUCGCAUUGUCAUCACAGAUUUUGCAGACUCUGCAUAAAGGAGUACGUUGAGUCGUUCAUGGACAAAAACGCGCAAAAAUUGACUUGUCCCGUCUGUCACAUUGGGUUGAGUAUUGAUCUCUCCCAACCGGCACUGGAGGUAGAUAUGGCGGCCUUUAAAAAACAAAGCAUUAUCAGUAGACUAAACCUUCAGGACACAUGGAAAUCUUCAACGAAAAUUGAGGCGUUGGUUGAGGAGUUAUACAAGCUAAGAUCGAAGGAAAAAACUAUCAAGUCAAUUGUCUUUUCACAGUUUACCAGUAUGCUAGACCUUGUUGAGUGGAGAUUGAGGAGAGCAGGGUUUAAGACUGUCAAACUACAAGGUAGCAUGUCCCCAACUCAGAGAGAUCAAACUAUCAAAUAUUUUAUGAACAACAUUCGUUGCGAGGUCUUCCUGGUCAGUUUAAAAGCAGGUGGUGUGGCAUUGAAUCUGUGUGAGGCUUCUCAAGUGUUCAUUUUAGACCCUUGGUGGAAUCCUAGUGUGGAGUGGCAGAGUGGUGACAGAGUACAUAGAAUUGGUCAGUUUAGACCUGUCAAGAUUACCAGAUUUUGCAUCGAAGACAGUAUAGAAUCGAGAAUCAUCGAGCUACAGGAAAAGAAAGCAAAUAUGAUUCACGCCACAAUCAACCAAGAUGAGGCAGCCAUCAGCAGGUUGACACCCGACGAUUUGCAAUUUUUAUUCAACAAUUGA